AUGGGAGCCGAACAGAGCGCACUGGAAGACUGCAGGAUCUGCGAUCAGCGUCGAUCCUUGGGCUCCUCCUCCAUCCCCUCCUCCUCCUCCCUCUUCACCUCUUCCUUGAACAACCACACCCAACGCAGAAACCCACACUCGUCUCCUCCAACCCAGUCCUCCUCUACAUCAGCUGAGGGGCAGUCCUCCGAGGAGCAGAGUUCACUGGUGCACCAUGGCCUAGGACCGCUUCACCAGGCGGCGGCAACGGAUGAUGACCUACAGAUCUGUCUUCUCGUGGAGAAGUUGGGAUUUGAUGUCAACAUCACAGACGAUUUCGGACGAACCCGUUGGUCUCCUCCUUCUCGUGGCAACUUCCUGACGGUGUUGAUGUUUCCAGCAUUGCAUGCUGCGGCCUUCACGGGGAGUUUGCGGGCAGUGAAAUGUUUGAUACGAUUAGGAGCCAACCUUGACAGCAUGUCCAUCGACGGCAAAACGCCGCUUGUGUGCGCUGCCGAGCAGAGGCAUACGCUGGUGUUGAGGAGUUGCUGUAACCUUGUCGAUCUCAACUUCCUGCCAGAGCACAUGCCAUGGAAGAUGGAGAAUGGGGUUGGCUGGAAUGACUUGCGAGAAGAGGAGGCCGAGAGCAUCUCCAGCGGAGCUGGGAGGAGUGAGGAGCGGAACGGGCAGAGCAUCGCGGACUUCAGCUCGGAGGGCAGCGCGAAAGAGAAUGUCGAGUUUUCCCACCGCAACGACGAUCUCAACAAGGAUAUCGGCAGCGGUAUUAUCCACAAGGAUACAGUCGAGGGCAGCCUUGAUCAAUUACUAGCGAGACAUACGAACAUGGACUCAGGAUCCAGCGUGUGGAAGGUGACGGAGUGGAAGGAGGAGAAGAAGGACAAAGAAACGAGAAACAAGACUGAGGAGGAGAAGGAGGGCGAUGAGAAGCUCAACAAUGCCAAGCGAUCGUUGGAGUUUGACUCUAUAGAGUAA
Messenger RNA from Guillardia theta CCMP2712, 972 nucleotides. RefSeq lists its product as hypothetical. The transcript has 10 exons. The record is from RefSeq and is a predicted model, not a curated record. Bases 1 to 972 code for a protein of 323 amino acids. Gene Ontology annotation, molecular function: protein binding. NCBI's taxonomy places the organism in Eukaryota, Cryptophyceae, Pyrenomonadales, Geminigeraceae.